AUGCAUCCUAGUUGGACCAUAAAUCCCCCUUAAUUUCGCUCCAAAUAUAAGAGUGACCCCUGGCCCCUCCCUUUCCCUACGAUGCCCCGGUUUCUCGCAUUCUUCUUUGCCAAGGAGAGGAAAAGGGAGAGGGAGAGAGUUAAACUAAAAGAUAAGAUGGAUCAUCCCAAGAAGCAAUGCCCUGCGACCAGACUGCCUAACGAUCUUGUCAUUGAGAUCCUGUCCAUGCUGCCCGCCAAGUCCUUCCUCCGAUUCAAAUGCAUCUCCAAAUCAUGGCUCGCUCUCGCUUCCGACCCCUCCAACGCCAAGAAGCUCCCUGCCACCGUCUCCAGCCUCUUCUUCCACGACACCCCCUAUCUCACCCAGGGUGUCAAAAUCCAUCACAUCAGCCUCUCACCAUCCCACGAUGCUAAUGCCGUCGAUGCCACCCUAAGUUUCCUGCCCCCCCACAAAUCCCAGAAACUGAUCUACUGCUGCAAUGGCCUGCUUCUCUGCUGCUCCUGGGACGCCGCGAUUCCUUUCCCCGAGGAUGAUGGCUUCUACUACUACGUCUGCAACCCUGCCACCAGGGAGUGGGCCGCCAUCCCGACGCCGAAGAGAGGAUCCCGUCCUCUAGCUUUGGCCUUCGAUCCUCGCGUCUCUCGUCGCUACCAUAUCCUCCGCUACAACACCGAUAGUUUCGAGUUCGAGAUCUUUUCGUCCAAGAAUGGUGAGUGGACCAGGAGCCAGUCUCGCUGGCCUGGUGUUGCCGACUGCCAAGUCCAGCGUGGCGUUUUCUUCCAUGGAAUUUUCUACGUGAUAAGCCUCGAGACCCACGCCAUUGUGGGAAUCGAUCUCGAGCAAGGAAAGGUUGGGCGGACAAUCGAAAUGCCGGCAUGUUGUAUUAGAAAGUUUUGUCGAAAACUUGGAUCGGAUCGCAUUGGACACUCCGGGGGUUCCUUGCAUUAUGCACUCGAAGAUCAUGACGACAUAAAAGUAUGGAUUCUUGAGGACCAUGAAGGUCGUGAUGAAUGGACGUUGAAGCAUUGCAUCAGCAUCAAACCUUUGCUGGAGAAACAUGGCAUUGAGUACGUACCUUUUCCUUAUCGCCGUCUCGACUAUCUUGAUAUAUUGGCAAUUCAUCCGGAUGUGGAUGUUGUCUUUCUUCGGGUGCAACGUGAGAAGAUCAUUUCUUACCACUUGAACAGUGGCAGAUCGGAGGAGGUUUGCAGCAUGGCUCAUAAGUACAUUCAAGGAUGCUUUGUUUACUCGCCGUGCCUGCUGAAUGGUUUAUUAGGAACGUGAGGGUCUAUUUAUUGUUGGGAUGGACACGAGAAGAGGAUUUUGACAAGAACUGUAAAAAGAUUCUUUGUGGGCUGCAGUUGUCUUUGUGCUUUAUAUCCUCCUUUCAUUUUCUAAAUGAAGUGAUGAAGUGAUUGCGUUCAGCUUAA
This is a messenger RNA of Phoenix dactylifera (date palm), 1430 nucleotides long. NCBI's taxonomy places the organism in Eukaryota, Viridiplantae, Streptophyta, Magnoliopsida, Arecales, Arecaceae. The record is from RefSeq and is a predicted model, not a curated record.